Messenger RNA from Cynoglossus semilaevis (tongue sole), 490 nucleotides. RefSeq names its product dynein heavy chain 9, axonemal-like. The transcript has 2 exons. Gene Ontology annotation, molecular function: dynein intermediate chain binding; dynein light intermediate chain binding. Gene Ontology annotation, biological process: microtubule-based movement. Gene Ontology annotation, cellular component: dynein complex. NCBI's taxonomy places the organism in Eukaryota, Metazoa, Chordata, Actinopteri, Pleuronectiformes, Cynoglossidae. The record is from RefSeq and is a predicted model, not a curated record. The coding region runs from base 68 to 487 and encodes 139 amino acids.
AAUGAAUAACAAAGCAUUUCCUGUUGAUCUUUAGGUUUUGGCAGAGAUAACCAAGACAUGGAGUGUUAUGUCAUUGUCCUAUGAGACUCAUACAAGCACAGGAACUCCUCUGCUUAAAGCAGAUGAGAAUCUAAUUGAGACACUUGAAGACAACCAGGUGCAGCUGCAGAACAUCCUGAUGAGUAAAUAUGUGGAGUACUUCCAGGAGGAGGUGAGUGGUUGGCAGAGGAAGCUGAUGGUGGCUGACCUUGUCAUCUCCACCUGGAUGUCAGUCCAGAGAACUUGGGCCCACCUCAACGCCAUCUUUACCAACAGCCACGACAUUCGCUGCCAGCUGGCCAGUGAGGCCGAGCGCUUCCAGGGAAUACAUUCUGACUUCCAGGUUACACAUGCACACUGGAGAGAAACAGUUGGAUAUUCAGCCGUACUUUUUAAUUACCUGACAUCUCCAUCUUUGUCAAUGCCUGCUCCUUCACACAGACCUUGAUGA